Molecule: messenger RNA, 2962 nt
Organism: Oreochromis niloticus (Nile tilapia)
Lineage: Eukaryota; Metazoa; Chordata; Actinopteri; Cichliformes; Cichlidae
Product: leucine-rich repeat-containing protein 74A
Exons: 14
Coding region: 335-1738 (467 amino acids)
Molecular function (GO): calcium ion binding; protein binding
Source: RefSeq, a predicted model, not a curated record
AUCCGGUCUCAUCUCGAUAGGGAUUACGGUGAACAGCGCCAUCUAGUGCUUAUCUUUAUAAACGAAUCAAAGUCUUCACUAUUACCAUACUUUAAACCAUUAUUAAUUGAUAUAGGGUACUUUUUCUUUCUUUCUUUCUUUCUUUCUUUCUUUCUUUCUUUCUUUUUUUAAAGAUGGAAAUGGCCGUUUCCAGUGUGCUUCAUUUGUUUUUAUCGAUAAUUUUCCGGCCGCCCCCGGAUCUUUCAUAACUUUCCUUCUCCUGAUCAGCCGUUGGAUCAUCUUAACACUAGAAAACGACAAUUUUUUCCCCAGGUUGUCAGGAUCUCGUGCCGGGAUGAAUAACAUUCAUGAAGACAGUGUGGAUUUUCAGUCCAAUUCGCAAGAGGAAAAGCAGCAGCCCUCUGUUCAGUCAGUCCUGUCCAGAGGAUCCCAGGAGGAAAUCAAGUUCACUAAGGGCCAAGCAGGGCAAAGUCAUGAUGAAUGCAGCACUGACCUGGAAGACGAUAUUUUCACCUCCAGCAGGAGAUUGAAUUUGUCCCCAGCAGAGGUGUACCUAAAGGCCUGCAAGCAGACAGGAGCCGUUCCUGUUUCCUACAUCCUCCGCCACUUGGAUGAUGCUAUUCUAGACCUGAAUUACUAUGGGCUUGGACCUCUGGGGGCCAAAGCUCUGGCUAUCCUUCUGAAAAGUCACAGUGUAGUCACCCACCUCGAGUUGAAAGGGAACUCACUUCAGGCUGAAGGGACACAGUAUCUGAUGGCGAUGCUUUGUGAAAACAUCAGCAUUCAGAGUCUAAAUCUUUCCGACAACAAGCUGGGCCUUAAAGGAGCGGAGGUUAUCUCCAAAAUGCUGUCAGACAAUCGUAAGCUCAAAUCCAUCAACCUCUCAGAAAAUGACUUUAGUGACGCUGCAGCUAAAUGCUUGGCAGAAGCAUUAAAGAAUGAUUUUGCGGUCAAAGAGCUUGACCUUAGUUACAACCGUAUCUGUGAUGCAGGAGGAGAAGACCUGGGUGUCAUGUUAGCAGAGAACAUCGGUAUUGAAGUCCUAAAUCUGAGCUGGAAUCACCUUCUUAUACGUGGCAACGCGGCUCUGAUUGCUGGUCUAAAGGUAAACACGACACUGAAGCAGCUCCAGCUGUCGAACAGUGGAUUUGGCCGUCCUGUGGUACAGCUGCUGGCUGAAGUGCUGCAAAAAAAUGACACACUUGCGCUGCUGGACCUCAGCAUUAACUGUGUGGAUGAUGAAGCUGUAAGGCUGCUCUGCCAGGGCCUGGCCACCAACGAAACCCUCGAGGUUCUCAAACUCUCUCGCAACCCCAUAACGAAAAUCGGAGCGCUCACGCUGCUCAGAACGGUUAAAAACAACAUGAAAUCAGCACUGGAGGAGAUCGAUAUUUCUAGUGUGCUUGUGUGUGAGACCUUUGUGGAGCUCCUGGAAGAAACCCGCGUGACCCGCCCUGCUCUGCGGCUCCAGUAUUAUAUUCUGCCCUCCAUCGCCAAGAACUUAUUGGCACUCGGGAUCUUUAAGAAGUUCUUUGAAGAGCAAAAUAAGAGCAUCAUGGAUUUCUUCCAGUCUCUCGACAAAGAGGGAACCAUGAAAGUCUCCACCUCUGCCUUCAGGAAGGCUGUAAAGGAAGCUAACAUACCUCUGGAUCAACGGCAGCUUGGCUGGUUGGUCAGGAAGUUUGACAAGAACUGCACGGCAACCAUAGUGUACAGUGUUGUUCAGACAUUUGUGUAGGUGCUGGCAGAGAAACAAAGACGUACAUUAGGACCCAUUGUGCCCUGUGAUUAUUAAAGUAAACAGAAAUACUGAAGAGGUAUCAUACACAGCUGCAAACACUUGAGCCUGUGAUUGUGAAGUGGGAGAAAGGGCCAAGCAACCCUCAAGACUUUGUCAGAGAUGAUCCCAUUAUUUGGAGCUUCUCAAGAGCUGAGCGGCAGGCUGGCUAAUGAGGCUUUGAAGAUCCAUCGCUGGCACACAACUCACAUACGGCAGAGAAUUCGGGGAGCGAAACAGAAUCUGGCACGAGAUAAAAUGUUUUUGCCAAGAUCGGCCGCAAAGACGUCCAUUGCCUCGGCGCUCAGCUUUUAUUUUGCCGGCAUUGCUUUUCCAAGACCUUUUAAAAAGAGACAAAGACUUCCCAGGAGAUGAAUGUGAAUGUGUAAUGUCCAGUUCAUCUGCAAAAAGACAGGUUUUUUUUGAAAGAUCUGGAGUAAAGUUAGGAUAAUACUUAUGAAAAUAAAAUAUCUGCCAAGAGAACAGGAAGAAGAGAUUUUUAAAACGAGUAAAAAUAUCUAACAUAAUAUCUAAUAUACAACAUUUGGCUGGAUACCAAGAUUUAUUUAUUUUUCUCAAUCCGUAGAAAAAUGUGUCUAAAUUCACUAGACUUCUUCAGCUCAAGAAAAAAAAUAGCAAGAGGAGAAUAGAGCACCUAUGUAUGAACAUGAAGAAGAAGAGUGUGAGACAAGUUUCAGUACAUAUAAAUCAAGAGAUUUAAUGUUUGAAAUUGUUUCUUUAAAUAAGUAGAAGCAUUUCAUAUACGAGAGCGGACAAUGAAAAUGAAUGUUCCAGCAUUAAAACCUGCAAAUUGUGCACUUUGAACUUUACUUCGAACAUAUUUUUCAUAAAGUAACAAAUUCUGUGUAUCUAUGUAAAAAAGCAUGAGGUCUUUGUUAUGUAAAGUUUCUGCUAAACAAAAAUGAAAUGUUCGUUUGUUUUACUAAAAUCUGAUAACAGUUGGAUCAGAGCAUGUAACCUUGACAACAGUGAGCGAGACAAGUUUAUACUAGAUCGCUAUAUACAACACAGGACAGGCAGGAAUAUGAUUAAACCAAGUCAAACAGAGUUGAUGUGGACAGCAUAGCACUGCUGUACACACAAGUUCCAUACAAAGACCUGGUUUCCUGGUUACUGACUCAUUUUCCCCAGGCUGCUGCCGGUUACAGUGUCUAACCAAAGCAA